AUGAUGAUGAUGAUGAUGAUGAUGAUGAUGAUGAUGAUGAUGAUGAUGAUGAUGAUGAUGAUGAUGAUGAUGAUGAUGAUGAUGAUGAUGAUGAUGAUGAUGAUGAUGAUGAUGAUGAUGAUGAUGAUGAUGAUGAUGAUGAUGAUGAUGAUGAUGAUGAUGAUGAUGAUGAUGAUGAUGAUGAUGAUGAUGAUGAUGAUGAUGAUGAUGAUGAUGAUGAUGAUGAUGAUGAUGAUGAUGAUGAUGAUGAUGAUGAUGAUGAUGAUGAUGAUGAUGAUGAUGAUGAUGAUGAUGAUGAUGAUGAUGAUGAUGAUGAUGAUGAUGAUGAUGAUGAUGAUGAUGAUGAUGAUGAUGAUGAUGAUGAUGAUGAUGAUGAUGAUGAUGAUGAUGAUGAUGAUGAUGAUGAUGAUGAUGAUGAUGAUGAUGAUGAUGAUGAUGAUGAUGAUGAUGAUGAUGAUGAUGAUGAUGAUGAUGAUGAUGAUGAUGAUGAUGAUGAUGAUGAUGAUGAUGAUGAUGAUGAUGAUGAUGAUGAUGAUGAUGAUGAUGAUGAUGAUGAUGAUGAUGAUGAUGAUGAUGAUGAUGAUGAUGAUGAUGAUGAUGAUGAUGAUGAAUUAA
Schistosoma mattheei is the source of this 615-nucleotide messenger RNA. The record is from the annotation of a GenBank genome assembly. NCBI's taxonomy places the organism in Eukaryota, Metazoa, Platyhelminthes, Trematoda, Strigeidida, Schistosomatidae.